Molecule: messenger RNA, 1806 nt
Organism: Aspergillus niger
Lineage: Eukaryota; Fungi; Ascomycota; Eurotiomycetes; Eurotiales; Aspergillaceae
Exons: 5
Coding region: 1-1806 (601 amino acids)
Biological process (GO): lactate catabolic process
Cellular component (GO): mitochondrion
Molecular function (GO): D-lactate dehydrogenase (cytochrome) activity; FAD binding; D-lactate dehydrogenase (NAD+) activity
Source: RefSeq, a predicted model, not a curated record
AUGAUCAGACCCGAUUCUUAUCUUCGUCCGCGGGGCGCCAUGCGCGCUCUUCUCCCAAGGGCUGGGUGCCACUUCAGCCGUUCGCUACGCUUAGGAUCUCAGAGGAGGGGUUUGCAAUGGUCCGUUCCCCAUCGCGCCGAUGAGAAACCUCAGUCCUUCAAGCAUCAAUUAUACGAAAGUACACAACAACGCCUCAAACGUGAGCGUGCUGAACAGGAACGAUACUCACAGUUCCAGUCCCAAUCCCAGGGCAGUCGCAACGUGGCGUUGAUGCUUGCAUUGGCCUUUUUCUCCACGGGGGCUUACUAUCUGGGAUCGUUGAAACCUGCUGAGCUUCCCACCUCGUCAACAAGCUCCGUCUAUGAUACACAGUCACCGCGACAUAACGUUUCUCCCUCAAAUCUACAGGCUGCUUGGGCGGACUUCGUUGACAUUUUAGGGAAAGACAAUGUCUCCACACAAAAUGCCGACUUAGAUAUGCAUGCAGGAUCUGACUGGUCUUCCUACGCCCUGAAAGAGGGGGAAAGACCGUUCCUCAUCCUCUACCCAUCUACUACGGAGGAGGUAUCUCGAAUCAUGAAGGUUUGCCAUCAACGGUUGAUCCCAGUAACCCCUUACUCAGGCGGUACCAGCUUGGAGGGCCAUUUUGCGCCCACGCGGGGUGGUAUAUGCAUUGAUUUCCGUCGUAUGGAUCGUAUUCUGGGUCUCCAUAAGCAGGAUCUAGACGUCGUGGUCCAGCCUGCCGUUGGCUGGGAGGAGCUGAAUGAACAUCUUUCUCAGGAUGGUCUUUUCUUUCCUCCGGAUCCGGGCCCUGGUGCUAUGAUCGGUGGCAUGAUUGGCACGGGCUGUUCGGGAACAAAUGCCUACAGGUAUGGCACUAUGCGUGAUUGGGUGCUUUCUUUGACGGUAGUGCUUGCCGACGGGACUAUUAUUAAGACCAGGCAACGUCCACGGAAGUCAAGCGCUGGUUACGAUCUUACAAGACUCUUUAUUGGGAGUGAAGGCACCCUCGGUCUGGUGACUGAGGCUACGUUGAAGCUGACGGUCAAACCUAAGAGCCAAAAUGUCGCCGUCGCGAGUUUCUCUACGGUACAGAAUGCGGCAGAGUGCGUGACACGCGUAGUGGAAGAAGGUAUCCCAGUAGCUGGGGUCGAGAUCCUGGAUGACGUGCAGAUGAAAUGCAUCAACGAAAGUCAGUCCACCAGCCGACACUGGAAGGAAGCGCCUACCAUAUUUUUCAAGUUUGCGGGUACCCCUGUUGGCGUGAAGGAGCAAAUAAACAUGGUGCAGAAGAUUGUUUCUUCUACUGCGGGCCGGUCCUUCGAGUUUGCCCGAGGUGAGAGCGAAAUGCAAGAACUCUGGAGCGCCCGGAAACAAGCACUAUGGAGCGUUAUGUCCAUGAGGCGAGGUCCUGAGGACCAUGUCUGGACGACUGAUGUGGCUGUCCCUAUAAGCAAAUUACCCGAAAUCAUCGAGGCCACCAAACAAGACAUGACUGAAAGUGGUUUGUUGGCGGGAAUGUGCGGUCAUGUCGGCGACGGCAAUUUUCAUGCGAUCAUCCUCUUCAAUAAAGACGAGAAAGCAACAGCCGAGGCCGUGGUCCAUCGGAUGGUAAAGCGGGCUGUUGAACUAGAAGGUACAGUUACUGGCGAGCACGGAGUUGGCCUCGUCAAGCGGGAUUACCUGCAACAUGAACUAGGGGAGUCGACAGUGGAUGCUAUGCGCCGGUUGUGCGGGUUGAGCCACCGGCGCCAGGAGAAGUCAAGGAAUGAUACAUACGCAUAUGUCAUGGUAGUAGACAAUUAA